This is a messenger RNA of Xenopus laevis (African clawed frog), 989 nucleotides long. RefSeq lists its product as uncharacterized. The coding region runs from base 1 to 945 and encodes 314 amino acids. Lineage: Eukaryota; Metazoa; Chordata; Amphibia; Anura; Pipidae. The record is from RefSeq and is a predicted model, not a curated record. The transcript has 4 exons.
AUGUCGCCGCGAGAAUACGCUACGUCAACACGGAAUUUUGAUACUGACAGGCUAAUUGAUCUGGUAGAGGAACGGCCUGCUCUCUAUAUGACGGAAAUGAGUGCAUAUCACAAUAGGCAAAACAGGAAGAAACUUUGGGAGGAGGUGGCAUUUCUGCUCAUAGAAGACUGGGAAUCUCUUGCAGAGGAUGAGAAAAACAAAAAAGUGAAAGAACUUCAAACACGUUGGAAGAAUAUUAAGGAUUGCUUCCGUAGGGAAGUUUCCUUACAGAAGAAUGAUUCACGUAGUGGCGCCUCACCCUCAAGGCGAAAGAAAUAUAUCUAUGCUGACAGGCUGCUUUUCCUGGUCCCCACUUUUACCACAAGACAAACUUCUGGCAAUGUAGAAAAUGAGCAACAGGAGGAAAAUGAGGAAAAUGUUGGUGAAAGUGAAAAUAUUGGAGAAACAUCAUCUGGAACAUCAUCGGGCAGCCCUAGUGCCAGUACCAGUAACACUUUGCAUCCCCUUCGACUCUCUCAGGCUGCAAACAAACAGUCAGGGAAAAGAAAAAGGAGCAGCUCUGAAAUUGCAUCAGGAGAUGUCAAAGAGAUGAUCUCUAUGCUAUGCACUUCGCUAUCUGCCCGAGGUGGUCCCAAGAACACUUACCAACAUGAGGAGACUCCAGAAUUUUCAUUUUUAACUGGAUUACUGCCCACAAUUAUGACAAUUCCGCAGGCACAAAGACAAUCUCUUCAAGUUGAGAUGACAAAACUUGUUUAUAGAUAUUUGCCACAAGCAAACCCAAGUGGUGUGCAAUCACCGAAAAUUCCCAUUCCACCUCAGCAUUACCCCAUGCCACAAGCGCCAGGAACAGGAAACUCUUGGUACCAAUAUCAGUAUCCAUCCCAAAACACACUCUCAGACCCAUAUCAUUAUCCUUCCCAAAACUCCCUCACAGACCUUUAAUUUAUAAAUUCUAUAGAAGGGCGCUUUAAUUUAUAAUUUUAAUU